Pyricularia grisea is the source of this 237-nucleotide messenger RNA. RefSeq lists its product as uncharacterized. The record is from RefSeq and is a predicted model, not a curated record. The transcript has 2 exons. Lineage: Eukaryota; Fungi; Ascomycota; Sordariomycetes; Magnaporthales; Pyriculariaceae. Bases 1 to 237 code for a protein of 78 amino acids.
AUGAUUAGGAUCUCUUCGAGUUCAGAGAUCGAUUUCACUUUUUUGUCGACAGGGCUUCGAGGCUUGGCAGGGGCUCAGCUACAACUAUACUUUCUGCUGGCCGGCUGUGCAGCCACCAGGCGCAAAGCCAAGCCUCCAACACGACGUCAGGCGAGGAGAGGGGCAAGAGGAAUGGAUGAAUCAUUGGAUGACCACAAGCAUCUUCUUUUGAGCGGCCUGAAUGACGACAACGGAUGA